AUGUUUGCUCUAUCAGAUCCUAAUGAUCAUGAUGCCCAGCAACAAGAACUAAAGUUUAGUUGUACCCACAAGGUAGAGUUUUUUUGUGACACGUGCCAAGCAUUCUAUUGCAAUGAUCAUUGUGAUUUCGUUCAUAGUAUCGAAGGUUUGGAAGGCCAUGCUAGAAUCAUAAUAGAAAAUUUCAAUGAAUCAGCCAAGGCUCUUGAUCAUGAACAACCAAAACCGACAACAGACAAACAAACAGAGUUUUUAACAGAUUGGAAGAGCAACAACCUCCUCUUUGUCAGUCCUCACUCUCAGGUGAUGGAAAAGGGUCUCAAAUGGAUCAACACUGGUCUGUCCGAGACUGACCCCUUCUUGCUUGCUAGUUUUGCUGGACCCACUGGCGCAGGAAAAAGUAUGCUGGUCCGUUACUUGGCCGAGGGAGAACAUAUCCCAGUGUCGUCAAACAGUCAGACAGAUGCUGCCAGCUCUGACAUUAACUGCUACAAUGGUAGAUUGCCCAAGGACAAUUCCAAAUUCCUCAUCUUUGAUAGUGAGGGUAAAGGAGCCGAAGUUAUCAACCAAACAAUCAAACAUACACAGUCGUGUAUCGAUCCUGAUCAACUAAGUUAUCGUCGUCGAUUUAUCGAUACCUGUUAUCCACGUCUACUCUACCUCUUUAGUGAUGUCUUUAUCUAUGUCUACAACCAAUCUGCUCAGAAUUCUGUAGAUGUCAUAUCACAUCUCUUAUCGUAUGCCGAGGAUAGCUCAGUUUCCACUAUCAAUCAACCUACCAAACCUCAUUUGAUUGUUGUAUACAACAAGGCAACAAACAUCACAAGCUAUGACGUUACAGAGGCCUCCAACAAGAUCUUCCCACCAGACUCUGACAACAAGGAACUCGUCGAACUCAGAGGACACUAUAAGACACUCAAUGCCAUAUUCAUCCCUCCCGGCAAGUCUUUCCAUCCAGGUACCGACGUUGUUCAGUUUCAGGACCUUGACCAAUUCUCAAAGCAAAUGAUCAAGUUUAAGUAUCUAGUCCAUAGACUGCUCGAAUCAGCUUGUCUUGUCAAAACCAACAAAACCCUCUAUAACAGAUCCCAUAUGAUGGGCUACAUGUCAAAGGCCAUCAACAUUCUCAAUGUAAAGGCACUCGGAACCAUUGAUAUUUACCAUAUGACCAAAUCCAUGGAGGGAGUGACAUCUUUUAUUUACGAAUUUUUUAAAUGCAUCUACAAUCAAAACAUUUGUAAAAAGAUGACACCAGUUUCAGCCUUUGACAAUGCCUAUAAAGCCAUUCAAGAAAGAACAGGAGACAUUAUAUACUUGUAUUGCAAGAGAAAUCAAAUUCUCUCCCCCGUCAGAGGUCAAACACUACCAGAGUCUCUCAACAAGGUUUUCCAAGAGGCCUAUGAUAAAAUCAUGGACUCAAUGCCUUGCGACUCUGUACAUCCAAAAAUUUCAGAUCUCAGAUGUGAAACUGUGAGAUCGUGUCAUACCCAAGAGAUCAACCACAAAUCGACUCAAACUGUAAAGAAGCAACGAAGAUUCCUCAUGUUCAACCUUGGAGAGACAAUCUCUUUUACAAACGAAAAGUGGUAUAGCUCUGGCCAUGUUCCUUUUGGAGACUAUAAAACACUGGCAGCAUACGCUAGCGACAAUCUACCAACAUAUCUUUUAGAUGACAACCAGGUCACUCAAAACAGACGACCGCUCCUCCUCAACAAAGAUUUGGCCCCAUCCAAUAAUGUCUGUUUUGGUUGUCUUUUAGCCCAUCCAACUCAACCAAGAAAGUGUGGCCAUAUGUUUUGUUCUGAUUGCUGCGAGGAAAGCCCCAUCAAAUGUCCGAUUUGCGACACUGACUCGCCAUGGAUCAAUUCUCAGGUACCAAAAUAUGCAAACACCCGAGUUCUCUCGAUUGAAGGAAUUGGUGGAGUAAGAGGAAUUGCCCAAGCAAUAGCCAUAAACCACCUGGAGCAUUUACUGUACGACAUUCCAAUCAGUAGAUUAGUGGAUCUUAUUGUUGGUAGUGGUUCGGGAGGUCUGGUUGCCCUCGGAAUAUCAGGUAGCGAUGGCAAAUCAUCGAGAAUGAUUGAAUUCUAUAAUGAUUUGAACAAAGUCCAGAUAUAUCCGUUUGGUGGUGUUCCAAUUGUCAAGAAUGUCACAAAGUUUAUUUGUAGAGCUAUCUAUAAACGUGAUUCAUUUAAUAAUGUCCUCUCAAAACACCUACCAGAAAACAACAAAAAAUACCUACUUCAAGUGCAAGCCUCUACACCAGGCUCUGCUCAUGUAGCAGUUACUGCGGCCACCAACUUUGAUGGUUCAAACAAGCUCACUCUGUUUAGCUCUUACCAUCUCCCUAGAAAGGCAUGUCUCAAAUAUGAUGUUUUAAACACCUCUAUAUUUAAUGCUGCUCUUGCCACAUCUGCCACUCCCGGAUUUAUCGAUUCUCACACCAUCAAUGGCAUCACGUACACUGAUGGAUCGAGUCUUGCACUUUCUCCAUGUCAUAUUGCCCUCCACGAGGCCGAUCGUCUCUUUCAACGACCAUGCGAUCUAUUCAUCACCAUUACAACUGGUAAAUGGAAUAACACGCAAACCCAAAAACAAAAUGAUAUUAUUACAGUUGGAGAUAAAACAGUUGAUGCCUUUACAGAGAGCAAAACACAAUGGAAGAGUUUCAACACACACUUGAAAGAAACAAAUUCAAAAACACUACCCUACCGUAUCAACCCUAGAUUUAAAAAUGGCUAUGAAUAUGAAGAAAACUGGAGAACGGAAGAAAUAGUCAAGGAAGCAAGUGAUUUUUAUGGUAUAACAAAUUUGGGUGAAUUGUCUAAUAUUGCCAACCAUCUACUGGCGAGUCAAUUCUACCUGGAUGCCAUUGUCACAUCAUUAAAUGGUUCUAUUACCUUUACCAUCAAAUGUCGUUUGUCACCAACAGACUAUGAAAGAAGAGCUUUGAGUGGUCUGUUGAGCACCACACCAUUUCAAGUCAGCGGAAUUGGAUUUGAUCAACAAGCAGUAUUCCAUGAAGCCCAACUACAACCAUCCUUUUCUCAACAGUUUACAAUCAAUAACUUGGAUCGUCAUACAUGGAAACAUAUUGAUAUUAAAUGUAAAUUGUAUGUUGGAUCUGGAACAACAAAUGGUCAAUAUUUUUCAAUCUCUGGAUCACCUCUAAGUUUUGAAAAGAUUUUCGAAUAA
Molecule: messenger RNA, 3192 nt
Organism: Cavenderia fasciculata
Lineage: Eukaryota; Evosea; Eumycetozoa; Acytosteliales; Cavenderiaceae
Product: patatin family protein
Exons: 1
Coding region: 1-3192 (1063 amino acids)
Biological process (GO): arachidonate metabolic process
Cellular component (GO): membrane
Source: RefSeq, a predicted model, not a curated record